Harpegnathos saltator (Jerdon's jumping ant) is the source of this 1124-nucleotide messenger RNA. Its product is annotated as UPF0565 protein C2orf69 homolog. The transcript has 6 exons. The record is from RefSeq and is a predicted model, not a curated record. Gene Ontology annotation, cellular component: mitochondrion. Lineage: Eukaryota; Metazoa; Arthropoda; Insecta; Hymenoptera; Formicidae. The coding region runs from base 168 to 1031 and encodes 287 amino acids.
UAAUUACUGCACCACUGCAGUAUUUGUUGCAGUGCAAUUCUGUACAUUCCGACAUUCGUGUAGCUUCGUAGUGCUCUCGCAUAACCUUCCUCGUUUGCAGUGCAAUCGCAAUGUGUCUAUAAAGAACAAACAUUUUUCCUAGCGAGGCUAAAAUACCAGAGGCGUCAAUGGGGUCAAAAGUUUGGAUAUGGAAAAAUAUGCCGGGUAUUCCGGGUCGGUGCAACGAUGUACUUUAUAUGCGAUCGAAGUUACUACCAACGCCCAAUUUUCUUGUAUUUUUUGGCGGCGAUGUCCAGGAUACACGAGAAAAUAUGGAGAAACAUUCAGAUAGUAAGGAAUAUGUAAAGUGGUGCUUGGAGAAUACUGCAACUAUGCUUUCUGACCAAUUUCCCAAUAGUCAUAUAUUUGUUAUUCGUCCAGUCAGAAUGUCAAUGACUAGAAAUGCAGUAUUCAGUUGUUUUGAUAAUUUUGUACCUGGGGAUAAAUAUGGUACACCUUUAUUUUGUCCAACACAUAAAGCUUUAAAACAUUUAAGAGAACUACUUUUGUGUUGCUUAGAACAUGUCAAAACAUUGAGAAUGGGGGAGGAUAUUGACUACAAUAUUGAGAUGAUAAAUUUAAGUUUAAUGGGCUUCAGUAAAGGCUGUGGAGUUCUAAAUCAAUUUCUUUAUGAAUUUCACUAUUAUCAAGAACAUUCAAAUAAGGAUGCAGACAUAAAUAGUCUCAUAAAACUCAUAAAAGAUAUGUGGUGGCUGGAUGCUGGACACAAUGGUCCUAAAAAUACAUGGAUUACAGAGCAAACUAUACUCCGGUCCUUCGCUAAAUUGAAAAUAAACACACACAUACACGUCACACCGUAUCAAGUGCGAGACACUCAUCGUCCUUGGAUUCGCGAGGAAGAAAAUUGCUUCACUGAGAAUUUGCGACGUAUGGGUGUGCUUGUACAACGAAUCCUACAUUUCGGGGAUAAAGCACGAAGUUUAUCAUCGCACUUCAAUGUUCUUACUUGUGUCGGAAGUAAUGUAAGAUAAAAAGCUCUUUUUUUCUUGACUGUUGAAAUUUAUCAAUUAAGUAUUAUCUACAGACUGUAUAGAAUUAAUAGAAUUAAUAGAGUAACAAAUCCA